AUGGAUGUGUGGGACUCAGUUGCGCGCAAUCUUAACACACUCGACGAGUUCAAUCGACGUCACUUCGAUGGUAAAAAAGCGCAAGCACGGUUCAACCUACUUCUCCGAGACCACAAGGAGAGGAACGUUGCAUCACAUCGGGCUUCGGGAUCCGAUGAAGUUGUAGACGAGCGUGUUGUGCUAUUGGACGACUUGAGCUCGCAGGUCGAAGAGGCCAAGAAAGAAGAAGCGGAUCCUGCAGACAGUGAGGCGGAGGCAGCAGCUCGUGCUGAGGAGUCUGCUGUUUUAGUUCGAGAAGAAGCAAUGAAUUCGCAAGGCAAGCGCAAGAAUCGUGAAGGUGACGAUGAAGCUGCAGGUGGCAAGAUGCUCAAGGUCCUGACGCUGAUGAAUGAUGCGAACAAGAGUGAGCUGGAGCUGCGGAAGUUUAUGUUCGAGUAG
Messenger RNA from Aphanomyces invadans, 438 nucleotides. RefSeq lists its product as hypothetical. Bases 1 to 438 code for a protein of 145 amino acids. The record is from RefSeq and is a predicted model, not a curated record. NCBI's taxonomy places the organism in Eukaryota, Oomycota, Saprolegniomycetes, Saprolegniales, Verrucalvaceae. The transcript has a single exon.